UACACUCACCAUACACCAUUGACGCCCGUGGACUUGGCCUCCGGCUUUUAAAAACCUCAAUUCCACUUGUCUCACAUUGAAGUUGCUUCAAGAAAGAUUCCUUUUUUAUGUGUUGAUGGAGAAAAAUGCAUGCUAGUUUAAUACAUUUUUUUUAGUGGGAUCAUAUUUUUGUGUUUACAUGAAUCAAAAGUGAAUUUUCAAUCUGUAAGUUUCACUUUCCUGAUCAACAAGAAGGGCCAACUAGGGAGUGGAGUGAUUCACCACAAUGUUGUCCCUUCUCAUGCUGUGAGAUGACGUCAUGUGAUGAGUCUUUGGAAAGUUCUGAACUUGCCCUAUUAGUUUGUGCAACAUAUGCAUUAUAAAUGUUGAUUUCAAUGUGCAUUUUCGCCGCACAAAAACUUUUUUUGCUGAAUAAGUUCCUGAUAUGCCAAUGUCAAGCGAGUCACUAAGAAGAGGCUGUGCUGCUGGGAAGGACAAAGAAGACGCAGGUAAAUCCACAGUUUAUCACCAUGGUCCAUGUCAGUCGAGUUAUUUCAGUCAUUCAAGUUGGAUGUUGGGGUUUUUAUAGGUUUCUGCUUGUUUAGAGUACAGUUAAAUUAUUAUUAAGAUGACCAUAAAUCCAAAUCCUAUCAAGGUAUGUUGCCAUGUUUGUCUGUUUCAGCUAUUCUGUUGACUAAAGAACAGUUCUUAUACAGAACUUCAAAAAGAACUGUAGACUGUGAUCUGUUAGAGUUUAUUUUGAAAGAAAUACGUUUCCUGUUUCUUCCACAGUCAACUGCUGAAGCACAUAAACCAGGAAGCUGAAACAUGAGAAAUGAAGUGGUUAAAAAGCAGGCCUUGGGUUCGUCAUGACAUUGUUUUUCAUUCUUGACAAACAGACUAUUACUGCUGUCAUCUGCUUUUCACAUAAAAAAACAGUCAUUAUGAUAAUCCCUCUAGGUUUCUUUCCUUCCUUCUCUUCCCUAGUUUCAUUGCUAUAAGCUGUCACUGCAGAAUGUACUUGAUGCCGUGACUCCAGAGCCCCCUUCACUUUGCCCAUUGUCAGAUCAGGUUUCUACUUUCGGUUUCCAUUCCCACCUCAGCUGAUCACAGCCGAGUCAGCUCUGAGUCAGGCCAGAUCCGCUGAAGCUCACAAACGGCUGACAGCCUCUGCAGACGGCUUGAACAGAAUGGCAGAGAUUAAACUGCGGCCGUAUCAGGAGGAAGUGGUGCAGCGAGCACUGAAGGGGGAGAACACCAUUAUUUGGCUGCCAACUGGAGCAGGGAAGACCCGUGCUGCGGUGUAUGUGGCCAAGAAACACCUGGAGAGCAACCCGCACGCCAAAGUGGUUGUUAUGGUCAACAUGAUUCACCUGGCCAAUCAACAUUACGAAAGCGAGUUUUCUCCGUACCUGGGCGACAGCUACAAGAUCAAAGCGGUCAGCAGCGACAGCCCAGAGAAGGACUUCUUCGGCUCGGUGAUCCGGUUGUCAGACGUGGUCAUCUGCACGGCACAAAUCCUUUACAAUGCUAUGACCAGCCGGGAGGACUUGAAGCACCUGGACCUUUCAGCUAUCACUCUUCUGAUCAUCGACGAGUGUCACCACACCAUCAAGGAGGGAGUCUACAACAAGAUCAUGAGAACCUACGUGGAGAGGACGCUGAGAGAUGAACGGCCUCUGCCGCAGAUCCUGGGGUUGACGGCAUCCCCGGGUGCAGGUCGUGCCAAGGACCUGGAGAAAGCUGUGGAGCAUGUGCUGCAGGUUUGCGCCAACCUGGAUGCAGAAAUCGUCUCCACGCGGACGGCUGUACAUGACCUUGAGACGACGGUGCCAAGACCCAAGAAGGUGUUGGAAAUCGUAGAGAAAAGACCUGUGGAUCCAUUCGGCAGCCACCUGAAAUGGAUGAUGGGGCAGAUCCACGAGUUCAUGCCGAUGCCGUCUGGCUUCUGUCUGAGAGAGUGUGGAACUCAAGAGUACGAGGCCGAUGUUGUUGAGCUGGAGAAGAUAGGGGCGACGCGGUUGAACAAGCGGCUGCAACAGUGUGCGCUGCAUCUGAGGCAGUAUAAUGACGCCUUGCUCAUUAACGACACCCUGAGAAUGAUCGACGCGUUCCGCUCCUUGCUGAGCUUCUACAACACCAAGUUGACCUACCAUGAGACGGACGAAUUCCUGGUGCGACUUUUUAGAGAGAAUCAGGCGAAGCUGAAGAAGAUGGCAGAUGAUACAGAGUAUGAGAACCCGAAAAUGGCUCGACUUGAGAGCACUCUGCUGAAGCACUUUGUGGAUGCGCCGGAGUCCCGGGCCCUCCUCUUCAGCAAGACCCGUAAGAGCACUGGGUACUUGAAUGACUGGAUCCAGAGCAACAGCGCGUUGCAGGACGCGGGCAUCAAGUCGGCCAUCCUGACUGGGGUCGGGAACAUGACCCAGUGCGAACAGCUGGAGACCAUUGCCAACUUCCGCUGUGGCAAACUCAACCUCCUGGUCUCCACUAGUGUGGCAGAAGAAGGCCUUAACAUCCAGGAAUGUAACCUUGUGGUGCGCUACGGGCUCCUCACCAAUGAGAUCGCUCAGAAGCAGGCCAGCGGUCGCGCCCGAGCUGCCAACGGCGAAUACUCCGUGGUAGCAGACAAAAACGGGAAGGAGCUGAAGCGGGAGUUUAUCAAUGAGCAGUUGGAUGAGCUGACUCGGCAAGCCAUCGCAGCGAUCCAAGAGAUGAGUCGGGCAGAGCUUCGCUCCAAGAUCAGGAAGAUUCAGAGGGAAUCACUUUCUGCCCGCAAAGCUGCUGAGUCCACAAAGAAAUGCAAUGUUGCCGAUGAUGUUGUUCUGUUGUGCCGGGAGUGCCACGAGCCAGUGGCCCGAGGCAGUGACAUCAGAGUUGUGGAUAAUGUCCACUACGUCAACAUCAAUCCAAGGUUUAGGAAGUUCUACAAGCUUGGUGCGCUGGUGGUUCUGGACAAGAGCUUUGCAGAUAUGGAGCCGGGGCACAUGAUCGCCUGCCAAAAUUGUGGAAAGGAUUGGGGCUCUGAGAUUAAGUACAAAGGCAUCGCUGUGCUGCCCAACAUAUCCAUCAAGCACUUCACCGUGGAGAUGCCCUCCGGUCGCGUGGUCGUGAAGAAGUGGAAGAAGGUCCCAUUUAUGGUGGAGGAGUUCAACCUCUCGGAGUAUUGUGAAGAAAACGGCUGCGAUCCCCUCGACUGAAGCUGCUGGAUAAGAAUGUUGGGGACUUCAGUCCGCUCUCUCUCUCUCCCCCACUCAUAUGAAAUGGCCACUUUGUUUACACACUGGAUCUCAGUGGGUGUUGUGCUUCAUCACCAGCUUCCGGUUUUAAAACUCUGGUUUGAAUUAAAAUAUUUAUUUUGUUUUAUGUCCAUGAAACAGUGCUGGGUCAGACGCUGAGAUUUAAGAUGUGUUGGAUCGAGGCUGAGGAGCAAGUUGUGAAUGUAUUGACUUAAUUGUGUUUUUGUUUUAUAAAAAGUGGGAAAUUGCGCGUAUGCUAAUUUUAAGAGAGUUUUAAUGCCGAUUAACGCUAUCAUGAAUGUAUACAUGUGAUCCAAUAAGGGCAGUGUUGUUUAGUGGGGGCUGUUUUCUAUGUGAUCUAAAGUAUUACCAUGGAGAAACUGUCUUAAUAAAUCGUGAAAUGAUAUUUCAAUGUUGUCAUUAAAGCAGGAGUGAAAUCAGGAAGUUGAAGAAUUAAAAAUUGAAACGCUGCAUGAUUAGGGAAAAAUGUAUAAAUCUUCAGUUAAAGAGACAAAUGGAAACGAUUCAUUGAAGGAUAGGGGAAGAAAUUGACUGAAAAAUGGAUGCUUUUAAGUAAGAAGUUAGUCUUGCAGCAGUGUAUUUGCUGUGUAAUCCAUUCCAGCGCAUUUAUAAGCGUUAAGCCAUUUGUGAUGGUUAUAAACUCGUCAUGGUCACUAGAUGGCAGUAUUGAACAGGAAAUACAAAGCUCUUACUAGCUCUGUUCUAAAAGUGGAAAAUUGUGAGGUUUUAAUAUCAACAGAUGAGUUCAAAGUGGCCAGGUAUUUAUUAACUUGCACUCGUUUCUUCUGCACCUGGAAAGGAGCCUUUUCUUUCAUUAACACAUUUUGCAUCUUGUUUUCACAGGACUAGCGUCUGUAAGUCUGAAAACGUAACGUUCAAACCGUCACAUUUAAGCCAACAAAAGAGGAGAAGCGGCCAAUGUAAGUUACUAACAGUUCAAUAUAUUUUUUUGGAAAUGAACAUGGCGACUAACACGAUGAACGUCACU
Synchiropus splendidus (mandarinfish) is the source of this 4227-nucleotide messenger RNA. It is a transcript of the gene dhx58, whose product is annotated as DEXH (Asp-Glu-X-His) box polypeptide 58. Lineage: Eukaryota; Metazoa; Chordata; Actinopteri; Syngnathiformes; Callionymidae. The record is from RefSeq and is a predicted model, not a curated record. Gene Ontology annotation, cellular component: cytoplasm. Gene Ontology annotation, molecular function: zinc ion binding; double-stranded RNA binding; DNA binding. The transcript has 12 exons. The coding region runs from base 1170 to 3179 and encodes 669 amino acids. Gene Ontology annotation, biological process: positive regulation of interferon-beta production; response to virus; innate immune response.